Molecule: messenger RNA, 1537 nt
Organism: Hymenoscyphus albidus
Lineage: Eukaryota; Fungi; Ascomycota; Leotiomycetes; Helotiales; Helotiaceae
Source: the annotation of a GenBank genome assembly
AAAAUCAUCAAUUACCCCACCACGAAACAUCACAAUGCCAAAAGCUACGACACCCAUUGCGGCAUCGCGUCAAGCGCGGAGGCAUAAUCCUCUCGAAGAUGAUAUUACGGCGACGGGCAUAUUAAAAAACAAACCUGGGAAGCGAAAGUCGAGACACCAGGAGGAGGGGGAGCAAUUCGUGGACUCCAAGGCAUCUCGAAAGAUUCUGAGGAUUGGACAGGAGCUGGCAGACGAGGCAGAAGGCGAGAACAGGAUAGAGAAGCCAAAUACAGCCUUUGAUUUUGAAUCGAGAUUUCAGGACGAGGACGGGGAAACAUACGAAGAUGCCGAGGCGUGGGGAGAUGACGAUGAAGAGGUGGAGGAAAUAGAACUUGCGCCCGACGACCUUGCGACUUUUAGUAAAUUCUUUCCAACACAAGAAGACCCAUUACUACGACAGGGCUGGGGUGGUGAGGCCGACGAUGGAGAGGAAGGCCAGGGAACCAAUCUGGCGGAUUUGAUUAUGGAAAAGAUUGCUGCACAUGAGGCCGCACAGGGAGAGGGAGCGCGAAAUGUACCUGGACCAGUCGACGAUUUUGAAAUACCCCCAAAAGUUGUAGAAGUUUAUACAAAGUAUGCCUGCACAUUCCAUUUUGAGUAAUGGGACAAAUCACUGACAAGAUAUUUCAGAAUCGGCCUCAUACUUUCAAGGUAUAAGUCUGGCAAGCUCCCAAAGCCCUUCAAAAUCCUACCAACCGUUCCGCACUGGGAGGAUAUCCUCGAAAUUACCCAACCAGAUAAAUGGACUGCCAAUGCAUGUUAUGGAGCCACCAAGAUUUUCGUUUCGAGUACCCCAGCUACAGCCCAAAGGUUUAUGGAAAUGGUGAUUCUAGAGCGUGUUCGAGAGGACAUUUUUGAGACGAAAAAGCUGAAUGUGCAUCUGUUCAAUGCACUCAAAAAGGGACUGUAUAAACCAGCGGCGUGGUUCAAAGGUUUUCUCUUCCCUCUAGUGGGCAGUGGUACUUGUACAUUGAGAGAAGCGCACAUCAUCUCAGGAGUUUUGGUCAGAGUCUCUGUGCCCGUUCUGCAUUCAGCCGCUGCCAUCAAGGGUCUAUGCGAUAUCGCGGCACAGGAGUCGUCAGCUGGAACAGAAGGUGGCGGUGCAACAAAUAUUUUCAUCAAGGCGCUUCUCGAAAAGAAGUAUGCGUUGCCAUUUCAAGUUAUUGAUGCUCUGGUUUUCCAUUUUUUGCGAUUUAGGAGUGCAGAUCCAGCAAAUGUGCGACCAGAGGAUGCCAUGGAGGGGUUGUCAGGUGCAGCGGCUGCGAAGGAUACGAAACUCCCUGUCAUCUGGCACCAGUGUUUAUUAGCAUUUGCGCAGAGAUAUCGAAAUGAUAUCACUGAAGAUCAGAGGGAGGCAUUACUGGAUUUACUCUUAACAAAGGGACACUCAGCAAUCGGCCCUGAAGUCAGAAGAGAGUUGUUAGAGGGUAGAGGUAGGGGAGUGGCCAUUGAGCCCGCAGGUCCUGAAUUUGGAGAUGAUACCAUGCUGGUAGAUUAA